Molecule: messenger RNA, 1431 nt
Organism: Lindgomyces ingoldianus
Lineage: Eukaryota; Fungi; Ascomycota; Dothideomycetes; Pleosporales; Lindgomycetaceae
Product: glycoside hydrolase
Exons: 3
Coding region: 1-1431 (476 amino acids)
Biological process (GO): sphingolipid metabolic process
Molecular function (GO): glucosylceramidase activity
Source: RefSeq, a predicted model, not a curated record
AUGUACCUUUCGCUUUCGCUCGCCGCGCUUGCGGCCACUCCUCUUGUUUGCAGUUCGUCAAUCUCCCCUCGACAGGCGCAAAAGGUCACAGUCGACCUCUCCAAGAAGUAUCAAACAAUUGAUGGUUUCGGCUUUUCUGCUGCUUUCCAACGCGCCAACCUCGUCGUCAAUCUUAAAGAGCCAAAACAAACCGAAGUCCUCAACUUACUUUUUAACACUACCUCUGGCGCCGGGUUCUCUAUCCUCAGAAAUGGCAUUGGCUCGUCUCCGGACAGCUCUUCUGACCACAUGAACACUAUCUUGCCGAAGUGUCCGAGUACUCCCGAUGGAACUCCAGAUUAUAAGUGGGAUGGGAAGGAUAGCGGGCAGCUUUGGCUGAGCCAGCAGGCAGUGAAAUACGGAGUGAAAUCGUUCUAUGCAAAUGCCUGGAGUGCCCCGGGGUGUAUGAAGACGAAUGGAAAUGAUGCUAAUGGAGGAAAUCUUUGCGGAAUCACUGGAACCUCGUCCUGCAAGUCUGGUGAUUGGCGUCAGGCCUUUGCGAAUUACCUUGUCAAGUACAUUCAGUUGUACGCUGAGAAUGGUGUGAAGGUAUCGCAUUUAGGAUUUUUAAACGAGCCUGACUUUACCGCAUCCUACGCCUCCAUGCUCUCCUCCGGCACCCAAGCUGCAGACUUCAUCAAAAUUCUCUACCCAACUCUCCAGAAAAACAACAUGUCUGACGUAGGUAUCAACUGCUGUGAAGGCACUGGUUGGUCCGUCGCCUCGGGACACGCAUCGCAGAUCGCUGCUGCGGGCGUUGAAAACAUGGUUUACGCCAUCACAUCGCACGAAUACACUUCGCGUAUCAGCGGCACGAUGAAAACCACCCGCCGCGUCUGGCAGACCGAAUACUCCGAUCUCAAUGGUGGAUGGAGCACCAGUUGGUACAGUUCGGGGGGUGCGGGAGAUGGCUUCACAUGGGCGAACACCGUGUUCAACGGCAUCGUGAAUUCGAACCUCACGGCGUAUAUUUUCUGGGAGGGUGUUCAAGACCGUGCAACUAACAACAACAAUAACGAGAAAUUGAUUCUGGUCGACGGACAGAGCUACACCGUCUCCAAGCGUCUCUGGGCCUUUGCGCAAUUUAGGAUUGUGCGGCCUGGUGCUGUUCGCGUUGGUGCGAGUGGCGGCAGUAACCUUAAGAGCGCGGCGUUUGUUAACACGGAUGGCAGUAUUGCGGUCGUUAUGAUUAACUCGGGGACUGGAGCGGCGAAUGUGGGCGUUUCAUUGACGGGCAGCACGCUGACGAAUCCGGUGGUUAAGGCGUGGUUGACGGAUAAUACGCAUGAUAUGAGUGCGACGGAUGUUACGGUUGGGACAGAUGGGACGGCUAGCGCGAGUGUCCCAGGGAGGGGCAUGAUUAGCUUUUUGGUUACGGAGGGGGGCGCUUAG